This is a messenger RNA of Olea europaea var. sylvestris, 923 nucleotides long. RefSeq names its product deacetoxyvindoline 4-hydroxylase-like. The annotation marks the transcript as partial. NCBI's taxonomy places the organism in Eukaryota, Viridiplantae, Streptophyta, Magnoliopsida, Lamiales, Oleaceae. The record is from RefSeq and is a predicted model, not a curated record. The transcript has 3 exons.
AUUUCAUUUUCAGAUCCUAAUCAAAGUGAUCCCAAGGAAAUUCCAGGUUCAUGCAGGGAGGCUGCUGUAGAGUACUCAAAACAUGUAGAAAAAUUGGGAAAUAUCCUAUUUGAAAUUUUUUCAGUGGCUCUUGGACUCGACCCUGGGCAUCUAAGAAACAUGGACUGCUCUAAAGGACACCGCCUUCACGGUCACUAUUAUCCAGCAUGUCCUGAGCCAGAACUGACUCUGGGAAUCCCAAAGCACAGAGAUGCUGGAUUCCUCACCAUUCUUCUCCAAAAUCAAAGUGGCCUCCAGAUUUUCUUCCAAAACCAAUGGGUUGACGUUCAACCCAUUCCGGGAGGGCUAGUAAUUAACAUUGGGGAUCUUCUCCAGCUCGUAUCAAAUGGAAAAUUCAGAAGCAAUAACCAUAGAGUGCUUGCUGAUCAUCUGGGGCCAAGAAUUUCUGUGGCAUGCUUUUUCUCGGGACCUUUAGGCAUGGAAAAUAUUUCUUAUGGCCCCAUUAAAGAGUUGAUAUCAGAAGAAAAUCCUCCCAUAUACAAAGAAGUACUAUUUAGUGAUUAUGUAAUGAAGUUUUUAACUAGUUCUCUUGAUGAGAAUAAUCUUCUCAAUUAUUUCAAAGCAUGAAGAUGGCAAGGGAAGAAGUACUCUUUCUCAGCUGCACUUGUGAAUGACCUGUUUCAAGAGACAAGACAGAUUGUGAAUUAUGGAAUGUAAUGUCAUUUAUCUUCAUUAGAGAUAAUCAUCAUGUUAUCAUGUCACAUGCUACAUAGACGAAUGAUCAUCUCCUAUGAGAUAAAUAUAUAUGUAAGAAUUUCGGGUUUAAUAAAUGCAUGAUAAUGGACAUAUUUUUGUAAAAUGCGAAAAAUAAGCAUGUAAUGUAGGGAAUAAAAUGAUUCAGGGGUUCCGGUUCCUUUUUUAUA